AUGGGGGCGGGGCUGGCGGAAGGGGCGGGGCCUCGAGGGAAAAGUCGACGGAAGGGGCGGGGCCUCUCUGGUUGGAAUGGUGACACUCUGGAGCCAUGGAAAGUCAUCCAUAAAGAUGGCAGUGCCAGCGGAACCAUACCGCCUGAAGCUCUGGAUUGCAUCCAGCUACCAACUUAUCUGACUGACAAGCCCUUCUGUCUGCCCUUCCAGGACGUCUAUAAAGUUGAUGGAACUGGUACUGUCCCUGUGGAGACUGCUGUUCUCAACCCCCAGCACGGUGGUCACUUGGCUCCAGCCAGUGAUACAAAUGAAGUCCAGUCCCUUGGAAUGCACCAUGAAGCUUUGGGUGAAGCUCUUCCUGGGGAUUCCAUGGGCUUCAGUGUUGAGAUGGUAUCUAUCAAAGAUGUUUGCCAUGGCACCAUUCUUACUGGUGACAGUAAAUAUGACCUACCAGUGGAAGCAGCUGACUUCCUGACCAUCCUGAACCAUUCAGGACAAACCAGUGAUGCCACGCAUCUGUGCGUGGUUGCCACACAGCUCACAUUGCUUGCAGAUUUGUUGAACAGAGGAGUUUUGACUGCCGUUCUUAGAAGAAGCUAG
Messenger RNA from Rangifer tarandus platyrhynchus (Svalbard reindeer), 600 nucleotides. Lineage: Eukaryota; Metazoa; Chordata; Mammalia; Artiodactyla; Cervidae. The record is from the annotation of a GenBank genome assembly.